Molecule: messenger RNA, 1119 nt
Organism: Pseudo-nitzschia multistriata
Lineage: Eukaryota; Bacillariophyta; Bacillariophyceae; Bacillariales; Bacillariaceae
Source: the annotation of a GenBank genome assembly
CGAGCCACGAAAGAGCCAGAGGCAUAACAUCCAUCUCGUUCGAAAGCGCGGAGGUCCAGCCAAUCGUAUCUUGCACACAUUGUUCGUCACGGAUUUCCUACGGUACGGCUUGCUUAAUUCAAUUUGACAAUCACCACCAUUCGAUACAGUGCGAUGGUGUCCCUUCCUUCGCACCCAACCCGUCGUCGCCAACUCCGACGGGGGAAACGGAACAAUGGCGCCGCCGCUGCUGCUGCUAGAAUAUCUCCCAUCGUGCUGUACUGCUUCUGCGCCUGCUGCGUGGCGUCCUUCCUGGGCGUGCCAAACAACAAGGUGGAUGCCUUCUCGUUGGUACCGCCCACCACGCCCCUGGCAAGGUUCCAAACGACCACGGAACGGAAGGGCGCAAGCCGGGCGAGACACCGGGCCUUUGCGGACGCAAGCACAAAUGCCAACGCAAGCGCAAAUGCCGACUCCCCUUUGACCCUGCUCAUGGCGCCCCGUUCCCCGCAGMCCCGCCAGCCCCGGCGGAUGAUGAAGAAGCGGACGCCCAAGGAGGGCGACCGGCGGCGGAGGAGGAGGCACGCCUCGGAAGCGGGCGCGAAGGCGUCCCCCGGUGGGGUCGUGCCAAGGAUCCUCGGCAAGGGCGGAAGCAACGGCCGCGAGAGGAGCCGAAAAAGCGCUGCGGCGGCGAUCCGGUCGCCGCAAGAAGCAACCCAGCAGGAGUACCGCCCCCUCGUUCCCUCGGUGCGCCGGGUCAUGGGGGAAGACUACUGGAUCGAUCCGUCGGACCUCGAGAAGGAGCAGAAGCGCAUCGAGCAGCAGCAGCAGAAGCAGCGGGAAAACGGAGCCGGCUCCAGCAAGAAGGGAUACAUAUCCCAGGAGAAGCUCAUGACGGAGGUCAAGGCACCCUACCGGCAAAACUGGAUCGGCUACUUUUCGCUGAUGGUUGCGGUCUUGUCCAUCCUCGUGUCCCAGUUCCCGGAACUCCUGGAGCCCGCGCCGACCAUGCGGUUCCCGGAUCUGUAGGCGGGGCCUUUCGACACACCGAUCGGGGGUGGCUCGGCGGGGUUGCAUUGCAUUGCAUUGCAUUCCGUUCCGUUCCGUUGGUUCGAGUUUGACAGCUAGCGGUUGCGACAC